AUAUAUACCAUCCGAACUGGUAUUUAAUUGAAUAAAAUCGAAAUUUCCCUUAUCGCGGCUAUUCUAUCCACCGCAUAAUGUUUGUCCCGCCAAUUUUGCGUUUAGAAUUCCCGCUAUCCUGAACUCUGGACAUUAUUAUCAAAUGUCACGCUGACACUUAUCGAUGGCCUUGAAGUUUAUUAGACGUCAUUCAAAAAUGCAACACAAUUACCAUUAGAACUCCACAGUUGUUCGGGGUGAAAAACUUCUUUUCUACAUAGUUUAAGUCAACGCAAGCCCAAGGCCUAACAAGUAAAUAUUAAUAUUCGGGCGAACGGUUAUUAGUGCAACGAGACUGAUCCCUGUCCGGUAGUUUUGUGUUGAAGAAAAAAAAAAAUCGAGUCUCGUCCGUGUUGCCUGUUGGAACCAUUCGUGACAGAUUACGUCCGCAGACGCAUACGGCGUAGGACACCCGAAAAACUGUAAAUAGUUCCGGUUAAAAAUCGCCCGCAUCGCGAAUUGUUAUUAUCGUUGGACGCCUCAUUGCGAAUAUGGGGCCGCGUGAAAUGUCUACGGUUCCGAGAUAAUUUCCGCGUGUGAUUGAUUGCCCGAAAUUCAGUCGUCGAUAAUUGCAUUCUGUCCCUUUCGAUUUGCUUUUGUUUUGCGGAGUAGUCCCGCGAAGUGUGAACGGGUGUGUCUUAAGGUUGCACGCGCAUAAUGGGUUGCAUCCACAGCAAAAAAGACCUGAGCGACAUUAAUCCGAAUAUUUAUCGAGUUGUGAACAUCGACGGCGAUGGGAUGGCGCGUUGGAGCGGUCAACUUGAGAUCACGGCACGCCAGAUCACGCUCCACCGCAAGGGCAAGGAGCCGAUAAAGUGGUCGUUGCAGCACUUGCGGCGGUACGGGUUCGAUUCGGAUGUGUUCACGUUUGAGGCCGGUCGACGGUGCGAGACCGGCGAGGGGAUUUAUGCGUUCAAGUGCCAGCACGCCCAGAAUUUAUUUCAUUUGUUGCAAGCGCACAUACAAGGCACGGCCGGGAUAGACGAUCGGAGCGUGGAUCUGACUACAGCUAGUGCCAUGCUGAAUGGGAAUGCAGGCGCCAUUGCUCAGCUACGGUCUGGGGUUCAGGCAAGAAACUCAUCGGGUCCCAUGGGCCAAAUGCAGAAUCGCAGCGUGAACUAUGUCUUCCCAAACAACAGGACUCAGUCGUUGAGCCCCAACGGCACGAUUAGAUCUUCGAACCCAAGUCGGAGUACGGACACCCUUUCAGCUGAAGGGAACUACCUGGAACCAACGCCUGUGAGGAGCAACUUGGGCACCAGAUACUCGUCAGGAAUGCGCCUCAGUUCCGUUGGAAGCGGACCGUUGAGUCCGGAGCCCAACUCGCCCGGGUCGACUAACAGCUUUACAAACAUCCUCGAGAUGGCCCAUCUGAACCAACAACCCCAGUACCAAAACAGCAACGUAUACCAAGAGUUCCCGCUGCGACUUGGCGAGAACAACAACAACCUCCUAAGCAAGAAGCUCUCGCUCGACAUCCCACCGCAGGAGCCCGCUCCAAUAGUCCAAGCCGGUCAGAAUAGCCAAGCUCGCCAGCAAACAGUUGUCGCGUCCGACGACCCUACAUCCCCGUGCGAGCCAGAUGCGGCGCACAUGUACGUGAACAUAACCCCCGGCGAGCUGGAAGAAAUGACUGUUGGGACACCAGCUCUGGCAACCACAACCCAAAGCAGCUUCGGGUUUUCGCGACUUGUCUCGACCACGUCCAUAGACCCUUCGACACGGUGCUAUGAAAACCUCGACCCGGCCGACUUUCGACAAAUGCUUGGAGCGAGACCGCGCUAUUCCAAACCUGACAUUUUCGCCAAAUCUGACUCUGUUACCACGGCUUGCGACAAAUCAGAGCCAGCUACACCCACCAUCGCCAAGCAACAAGCGCCACCCCAGCAAACGCGAGUAGUAAACUACAUAAUUUUGGAUCUGGAUCAAUCGCCUUCGUCGUCCUCACUAGCCGCGAGCUCGACUACACCGACCACAACCUCAACCACCGUUUGCAAUUCGACGGGACAAGCUACCGGCAGUUCCGGCUUGACGAAAUCAACAUCCAGCACCAGUGGCAUACUGCAACAGGCCACCACCUUGCCGCAGCAAACUGUCUCCUGCUCAUCAUCAUCAACAGUGAACAAUAAUAGUAAUAACACCAACAAAACAACAACACCAAUGUUGACAACGGGAAACAGCCUUCUGCCGCCCGAGAGCCCGAAGAAAGCCUCGUCGGGAUACGCGACGAUCGAUUUCAACAAAACCGUUGCGUUAUCCAACUCAACUGCUCCAUCUUCGGACAUCGACAAUGAAGGAUCUCGGAAGACGCGACACAGUUCGACCGCACAACAAAGACAAAGCAACUCCGUGAGUGAUUAAAAUGUGAAACGAUAGAAGCCAAAGAGUAGAUGUACCGUGAGACCUUCACGUAGCCAUUUGUUGAAGAGCUUACAAAGUGUCCGAAAAUCUGUCUCUCUCUCUUUGAAAUAGAUCACUCCAGUAUUGAAGUCAAAUUAUAUGCACUAGAGCUAUUUAUGCUAAAGUCAACUUGUCGUUCAGCUUUGCCACUAUUUAGGAUACGUUCAGGAUUGAAAAACAAAAGAAAUUUCCUUUUUGGAGUUCUGUGUAAAAGAGCAACUUCCAUAAACACUGUAUUUCGGGAACCAGUUCAGAUUUCGGUGUGAAGUUUUGUGGGAAACCAAGAAAAGAUUUUUUCCUUUGUAUGAACAGAUUCCGAUAAUAAGAGACUUUGGAAGAGGUCAAGUACGUGCUUCCAAAGUGAUCCAGCAUAAAAAGAAGAUUUCUUCUGUUUUUCCCAAGCUCUCAAGCAAACAUUAAGAAACAACAACUUUACAUGCUAACAAUGGGUUUCUUCCAUUGUAUCAAACUGUCAGAGUUGUUUAAGGUUUUUAAUGGUAAAAAAAA
Molecule: messenger RNA, 2946 nt
Organism: Hermetia illucens (black soldier fly)
Lineage: Eukaryota; Metazoa; Arthropoda; Insecta; Diptera; Stratiomyidae
Exons: 2
Coding region: 697-2400 (567 amino acids)
Biological process (GO): cell surface receptor protein tyrosine kinase signaling pathway
Cellular component (GO): cytoplasm
Source: RefSeq, a predicted model, not a curated record